Molecule: messenger RNA, 2143 nt
Organism: Octopus bimaculoides (California two-spot octopus)
Lineage: Eukaryota; Metazoa; Mollusca; Cephalopoda; Octopoda; Octopodidae
Source: RefSeq, a predicted model, not a curated record
AGAUUUUCUGAAAAUUCCAAGAAAUAAAAAAGUUAUGAGAGAUUUAUGGGGCGCUUAAAUCAGAAUUCCGCCCAUCUACUUUCACAGCCACCUACUAACCAUUGUCUGAUCCUUUCUUUCUAGAAUAUUGGCCUUUCAGAACCCCACCCCCGCUUAUAUCUUUCCUGCAUGUGUUUUGAGGGCAGUGUUUCUCUUGUCCACUUUCAGCGUAUCUCACUUGCGCAUAAUGGGAUCAUGUGUCGUAAGCUGAGGUGAUUAGUUGUUUCGCUCCGUAACCUGUUAGACUAACGAAAUUAUGAUUUUUAAAAUAUUUUCCUGUGAAUGUCGACGCAGACCAUUACUAGUUUUCUGUAAUUCUAGUAUUUCUUUUCACUUUCCCAUUCAUUAAAUCACGCAGUUCUGAAUAUUAUGUUCAAAUUAAAGACAAAAUGACUGCGGUUGAAACAUUUAGGAGUCUAAAAAAAAUUUGUUUUGAAUUACAAACUGUGUCCAUUAUAGAGCGACAAAAGGAGAAGGAGAAAAAAUAACAGGGUGUGAGAAAUUAAUUCUCCUGUUUCCUCGUUUAUUAUUUUCCCUCCUUCUUUCGGUUUUUAUAACCAUUUGCAAGAAGUAUUUGUAGUAAUUAUUUAACUAAUGCUAUCACCUUUGUUUGGGGUGUUACUAAGCGGAAGUGAAAUUGUUGUCAGAGAUGAAAGCUGUAAAACUUGUGAUUGCGGAAUCGUGAUGCAGUAAUUUCGAGAUGAUUGAACAUGAUUUGGUUGCUAUUAUGGUGCAAAGCAUUCCCUCAUGGUAUUGGAUGGCUGUAAUUGAUGUUGAGGAAGUGAAAAAGAUUGCUGAAAUUAUGUUUGUGUCACAUGACAAUGAAAUUCCGCCAACGAAUUGCAUGGGUCACUAUUGUUGUCUACCUCAGCAUUACCUGUGCUUUGACCUAUUAUGUGUUUGAGAUUAAUGAGAAAUAUACUAAAUAUGCCUUUGAUCAUUCUUCAAAAUUCCACUUGGAUCCGAAACUGGGCCGUAAAGUUGGAAUUGCAAAGAAUACAAUCAUGGAGACCAAUUCUUCUGAAACUUCAGUGCUGCACCGCAUGUUUUCCCACUUGAGCGAUAUUCCUUUGUUGAUCUGGAUUAUUUUAUUUAUGAUACCAUAUUUUCAAGUCUUCUUCUUACUAUUGGCAUGUACCAAACCUGAUCCAAGACUAAGCUUGGCCUUGCUCUGGCCAAACAUCCUGUAUUUAAAAUGGAAACAACAUUGUACAGCUACUAUUUUCAGAAAACCAAGCAUUAAUGGUGACUGCAAUAGUAAUGUAUCAAAUAACCAAGUGAUUUUUGACACGUAAUAUUUCUUAUUCAACAUAUUUUUUUGUAAAAGAACUCUUUCUUUUCAAUUACUAUAAUUAUUUUAAAAUGUAUUUUUAUGUGAGUCUAAUUAGGUGCUAAUCAUGCAUUCAUUGAAGGAAUUAUAUAAUUUGGUUAAUCUAAUAUUUAAAAAAAAUUUCUGGUCUAUCCAUAGAUUAUAUGACAAUGUGUUCAUAUACCAACAGUCAACAUAAUGAACAGAUGUGUGAAUACUGUUGAUACGACCUUGAACAAGUCUAUCAAUAGUUGAUAUAGUGGGGAUUUAAUCUUGGAAAAGUCUUGCUACUAAUGAUAUAGCAUUGACUCAAACUUUCAGUGGAUGAGAUAUCAUGACCAGGUCUUUAAUUUGGGUGAUAACGUCUUGAUAAUGUCUACCAUGUGAUGAUAUAAUGAUUAUUUAAUUUUGACAAAGUUUCACAAUGACUGAUUAAAUUUUGAUAAAAUUUGAUUGUGGACAGAGUGACAAUACAUACCAUGUCUAUUUUCAAUUGAAAAUAAAUUGCUGAGAAUAUUUCUCUCUAAAACUGAUUUGUUAACAGCUAAAUACAUAAAAAAUAUGUUGUGAAUCCAGUUGGUGAAGGAUUUCCUCAUAAUUAACUUCAGGACCAGCAUUAAUGGUAAACGUAAAGAUCUAAAUGGGUUUUUUUUUAAUUAGCCAAACAAAUAAGUAAACGCUUCACAAUCAUUCAGUCCUUGUAUAUUUUUGAUAUUUUAAAAAAAAUGGUCUUUGGAUUUCCAUGUUUUGAAGACUGGAAUUUCUGAUAGUGCAAAAAUAAAAUUCCAAAUUUUA